AUGGCGCUUGCCCUCGCCUCCCCAAUGGCGUCCCUCUCGCUCCACUCCGGGAGGAUCUCUGCGCUGGCUAUCGGCGGCGGUCUCCGCCCCCACAAGGCGGGCCCUAUGGGGGCCUCCGCAUCCCCGUUUCUCCGGAGCUCAUUCAUCUCCUCUUCCUCCACCUCCUCCGCCCCCACCUCCUCGCUCUCGGCUGCGGUCUCGGCGUCGCUCGCCUUCACGUCCGCCUCCUCGUUCGGCGGUUCAUCUUUGGGAAUUGAGUUCAGCUACAACAGAUUAACAACACGCAGACCCCGCGGUCUACAGAUUAGGGCUGGAAAGGCUGCCCUCUGCCUGACCAAGAGGUCAAGAUCUAGGAAGUCACUUGCCCGUGUGCAUGGUUUCCGAAAGCGGAUGCGGACUACUGCUGGAAGAAAGGUUCUGAAGCGUAGACGUGACAGAGGAAGGAAGAUUCUCUGCACAAAGUCGAACUCACCCACUGGGACAAAGUAUUGA
Triticum turgidum subsp. durum (durum wheat) is the source of this 492-nucleotide messenger RNA. The record is from the annotation of a GenBank genome assembly. NCBI's taxonomy places the organism in Eukaryota, Viridiplantae, Streptophyta, Magnoliopsida, Poales, Poaceae.